AGUAAUAUCUGUAAUGACCGGGCCACAAGUGAACGACGCACCAGCGAUAUUUCCGGCCAGCUCAGCGCGUCAGUGUUGUCAAGUCAAGAGCGGAGCAGGCAUAGCAUAACGGAGCCUGUCUGUCUAUUUGCUAACUCGUUAAGAGUAUUCUGCACAAUAUGGUUCUGCUGACAAUGAUCGCUCGGUUGGCGGACGGGCUGCCGCUCGCCGCCUCAAUGCAAGAAGAUGAACAGUUGGGUCGGGACCUGCAGCAGUACCAGAGCCAGGCAAAGCAGCUUUUCCGGAAACUGAACGAGCAAAGUCCCACUCGCUGCACAUUGGAGGCUGGAUCAAUGGCCUUCCACUACGUGAUAGAGAAAGGCGUGUGCUACCUGGUUCUGUGUGAGGCCGGGUUCCCGAAGAAGCUGGCCUUCGCCUACCUGGAGGACCUACAGGCCGAGUUCCACGAACAGCACGGCAAGAAGGUCCCCACGGUGUCCCGGCCUUACUCCUUCAUCGAGUUCGACACCUACAUACAGAAGACCAAGAAGUCGUACAUCGACAGCAGGGCCCGCAGGAACCUGGGCAGCAUCAACACGGAGCUGCAGGACGUGCAGAGGAUCAUGGUGGCCAACAUAGAGGAGGUGCUGCAGCGUGGAGAAGCCCUUUCAGCUCUGGACUCUAAGGCCAGCAACCUGUCCAGCCUGUCCAAGAAGUACCGCAGCGACGCCAAAUACCUGAACACUCGCUCCACUUACGCCAAGCUAGCAGCAGGGGGCGUCUUCUUCAUCAUGCUCAUCGUGUACGUGCGCUUCUGGUGGCUCUGAGAGAGGGGGGCCAGGGGCCAGGGGCCGCCGCAGAAGAGGAGGCUGAAGGAAGGGGGCCCGCGGUUUCGUUCUGUCCCGUUCCGAAUCCUUCCGCCUCCCCAGAAAGACUUUCCCCUCUGGACGCUGUUCCCUCCUGCUUCCCGCUGUCCGUAGGUCUGUAAUGUAAUUAUUAAUGUUAUUAUAUCGCGGAGUUUUAUUAACGGUCACGUGACCCUUAAGCAGGGCCGCUGCGCUCUCCGUCCUGUGGGUCGCAGUGUUUGCAGGUUUCCCUCCGGCCACCCGAUUUCACCAAUGAGCUUACUUCCUGAGCCAAGCAGGUAAAAUAAUUAUUACUAAUAAUAAUAAUUUGCGACAUAGCUAACUCUUUUAUCCAAAGCGACUUAGAGUUGCUUAGGCUAAGCAGGGGACCAUCCCCCCUGGAGCAAUGUGGGGUUAAGGGCCUUGUUCAAGGGCCCAACAGCUGUGCGGUUGUUAUCAUGAUUAGCCCGGGGCUUGAACUGCCAACCUUCCAGGUCCCAGUCAUGUACCUUGACCAGACUACUGGCUGCCCCUGUAGCCUGUGAUACCUGGUGGCGUAGUGCAUGGUUGGAGCAAAUACCUGCAGACAGUGUGGUUCGUAGGACCUAGCGUUGUCCUUAACGGUUGCCCAGAGUGUACGCGCGUGUGUUUGCGUUCACGAGCGCACGUGCGUGUACGUGCGCACGUGUGUUUACAUAUGUGUGCGUCCGUAUGCCUGUGUGCACAUGUGCAUCCAUGUUUGAGCAAAUGUGCGCAUGACUGAUUGUAUAAGUGUACUUCCCCCCCCCCCCCCCCCUCCGUGUGCAUCUCAAUGUCUACACAUGUACCCUACACCUCUCUCCCUCACUUAACCACGUACUCUGCGUCGCAAAGCUAUACGAAGUCUAACUUGUACUCAACCAGCACGUAUCCUUCAACUGGACGGACACACUUUCCCCAUCUUGUUAGAUAGACAAUGUAGCUCUGCCCUGUCAACAGAUGAGCGCUUUCACUUAACGAAGCAGAUCUGAGCUGUAGGGAGACACUGCACACGUUUGCCGGUGGAUCCCAUAUCGAUACUCUCACCUUGACUGACCACUUUUGACUUUGUUUUGUGGAUAGUUUACAAAAAGUAAGUACUCUGUAUAAAAGGUAAAAUCCCGGAGACUGACGGCUGAAUCGGAGGUUAGUGUAGCACCUUGUAUCAGAGAGCGAGAGAGAGAGAGUCGCUCUCAAACAACCGAUAAUUUCAGUCAUAAUAAAGUAUGUGAUUUGCACACACACCUGCCUAUUGAGUUUGUAUUGCCUUAUGAAUAUAGCCACACCCACCCUGUAAAAAGUAAUUUACGUAAUAAUACUUUUAGUAAUAAUAGGUUCAUUAUAGUAGGGAUUUCAACUGCAAUAGAUUGCAGACUUGUCCAGGUUGUAUUCCUGCCUUUUGCCCAAAGCAUGCUGGGAUAGGCUCCAGCCCACUCACGAUCCUGACCCGGUAUAAACGGGUUGGAUAAUGGAUGGUUGGACAGUUUGAUAAAUAGAUAGAUUUCACAUUUUCAUACAGUGCAAUCCUGCCCAAAGAGCCUCACGAUAAAAAAAGAAAUAAAAGGUGAAUCAUCAGUGAUUUGCAAAAGUUUCCCUUAAAAACAGCCACUUUCUCUCACGACUGAAGUGUUUAUUCAACCGUGACAUUUUGAAAUGUAUGAAAGGGAACACGAUUUCCUUUUUGUUGAUGAGCAUGUCAUUUUUAAAACGAGUGGAUUCUGUGUGCGUAGUCACUUGCGAUUGGCGGCUGAAUAAAUAGUUGAACUACUGAUUGGUUAAAAUGUUACCGUCAUGUAAAUUUCUCAACAAAAGUGGUCUUCAAUGUCAGAUCACCCUCUUGGUCAGUAUAUGAACUUUGCUGCUUUCAGGAUAAAAAUAAACCGAGUUUCCUGAAUAAAAUAGGUGUAAUAUUG
Molecule: messenger RNA, 2755 nt
Organism: Conger conger (European conger)
Lineage: Eukaryota; Metazoa; Chordata; Actinopteri; Anguilliformes; Congridae
Gene: sec22bb
Product: SEC22 homolog B, vesicle trafficking protein b
Exons: 5
Coding region: 159-806 (215 amino acids)
Biological process (GO): retrograde vesicle-mediated transport, Golgi to endoplasmic reticulum; vesicle fusion with Golgi apparatus; endoplasmic reticulum to Golgi vesicle-mediated transport
Cellular component (GO): ER to Golgi transport vesicle membrane; SNARE complex; endoplasmic reticulum-Golgi intermediate compartment
Molecular function (GO): SNAP receptor activity
Source: RefSeq, a predicted model, not a curated record